Lecanosticta acicola is the source of this 1320-nucleotide messenger RNA. The record is from the annotation of a GenBank genome assembly. Lineage: Eukaryota; Fungi; Ascomycota; Dothideomycetes; Mycosphaerellales; Mycosphaerellaceae.
AUGGCUGCGUCAUCGGAUGUCCACAAGGAUUGUCCUUUCCCGGAAGUCGCAGAAUCUCUACGGCCAUUCAUCAAGACUCGGCAGGAAGUCGACGAGAUCCGCCGAGCCCAUCAUGCAUCUCUUGCGCUAUCAUCGGUGGAGCUUCUCCAACCCGACGUAGGAGACCGUAUCGAUCCUUCGGGCCUCAACGGAGCUCGCAAGGCCUACUGGAGAGCCCUCCUGGCCCAUCGAGCCGCUCAGUCGAGAUACGAUGCCCUUAAGGCCGAAUUGAGCCAGAUGGUGCACAAUCCGCCCUCUAGCAAUGGGACAAUCGAAGACGAUUCCUCGUUUCUGGCGGAAAACUAUGUGCCCCUGAUGCAACAGCGGGAAAAACAUCGCAAGCUGAAGGUGGUGGAGAGCACCUACUUGAAGAUUACUGCAUCGGGAGACGCUAUCGGAGAAUCCUUGGAUAAGACCAUCAAGCGGAGGAUUGGCGAGUUGCCUGCACCUCCUUCUACUACCUCUCUCUCGGAUCGCGAGCCAGGAUCAAGCACAGAGUACGACUUGACGCAGCUCAAGAGAGCUAUCCUGUCCGCUAAGCAGAGACUGGAAGAUAAUCGCAGGCGGUCCAAAAGCGUCAAUGGCAUCGGUGGCGGUUCAGACUCGCGUUCUGAGCUGAGGGCUCUUCAGAAGACCCACAACGAGCUCACUACCUGGAUGGAAACACAGCUCAGUCUCAUCAGCGAGGUCGAUAGCUCCUCAAAGGAAGGCAGUGAAGAUUCAAAGUCUCUGAAGUCGUUGAGCGAGUCGAGCGGCGCAGUUUCCCAUUCCACUGAAGAUAUCAACAGCCUGUAUGAGCAGUACUUGGAGGCCAGACAAAGGCUUCUAGACACCGUGGCCACUGCACCCGGAAUCGCUCUGGAUUCUGCAAAUUCUCGGGACCACCAGAGACGUGCAUCGGAAGCUCUGGACGCACAACAACGGGCCUCUGGCUCGGAGAUCCUGCUGCCCUACUUGCCAGAUCUCAUCUCUGCAAAACAGCGCGAACAGUCCCUGCUGCAGCAGAGUGCACAUUCUAGACGACAGAUCGCUUCCGCAGAAGCCCACACCAAGGCUGUACUCACCCGGCUUGCUGAUGAGAGUCACCUGGUCCAACCGGAACUAAGUCGUGGGUCACCACGGGGCAGAGAUUGGGCAAAGGCUGCUUCUGAAGCCAGCUCAGCUACCAUCACGGCUGCCUCGCAACGCAUCAAAGCUGGCCAGGCUUCUGCAGAUGCUGCAAGAGACUCCCUCGAGAAGAUUAAAAGCAUGCCGAGUUCGAUGGACAGUACUUUGAAAUGA